AAAAAUGAAUAUCCAUUAUAUAUUUUGUUUUAUGUUUUGAACCUCAAAAUCUGAAGAUGUAUGAUAUUAUUAAUAUAAGAAAUAAGUAGUUUAUUUGAAGUAAAAAUGGAAUUCAGAAAAGGUACAUUUUGUUAUAAUACAAAAAUUAGGGAUAAAGAAUGUAUAUGUAAUAAAAAUACUAUUCCAUGUAUAAUCGUACAUGGCGGUGCGGGAAAUUUUAGUGAUUCUAUAGCUAUAGAAAAAAUGACAGCGUGUAAAAAAGCUGCCAUUAAUGGUUAUAAAAAAUUAAUAAAUGGUGAAAGUUCUGUAAAUGCUGUAGAAGCUGCAUUAUGGUGGUUAGAAUGUGACGAAUUUUUUAAUUCUGGUUAUGGAUCUGUGUUAAAUGAACUAGGAAAAGUUGAAAUGGAUGCAAGUAUAAUGGAUGGUCAUAGAUUCAAAUGUGGAUCAGUAGCAGCAGUUUCAGAUAUAGAACAUCCUAUAACACUUGCAAAAUAUGUUAUGAAUAAUUUUCCAAAUUCUAUUUUUGUGGGCGAGGGAGCUAAAAAUUUAGCCAAGUAUGCAAAUUUAAGUUUCUUAUCAGAGGGAAAUAUGGUAUCACCUGCUGCACGUGCAGCUUUUUAUUCAGAAGAAGAAGGAAAAUUAGAUGCUGAUAUUGAGAAAAUUUUAUUGGAUAUCGAUAUGUUAAAGAAUAAUACCGGAACUGUUGGUUGUGUAGCAUAUGAUGGAUAUAGUGUAGCUGCUGGAACUACAACAGGUGGUUUAAAUAAAAAAUUGGUAGGAAGAGUAGGAGAUUCUCCUUUAUUGGGUUGCGGUACUUAUGCUAUUAGAAAUAUAGGUUGUUCCUUAACAGGACAUGGAGAAUCUAUAACAAAAUUAGGAUUAGCUCGUGCAAUCGUAGAAGACAUUGAACAAAAUUUUUCACACAUGGAAGCUCUUUAUAAAAACUUUUCUCAUAUGUUAGAAAAAUAUGAAAAAGUCGGUGGUGGAAUUGUACUUCAAUCAAAUGGUCAUUGGGCAACAUAUUUUACCUCUGAUAAAAUGCCAUAUGCUGUAAUUGACAAUGAUUUAAUUACAUAUGGAGUAAAAUUAUAUGAAGAAAGGAGAGAAUUGUACAAAAUCGAAAAAGAUUGCAAAUGCGAAUGCGAAUGUCCUUCUUUAAUUCUAUUGAACGUGGUUUACUGAAUGCAAAACUUUUUAAUUUUCAAGAAUGGCAAAGAUAUAUUGAAUGCAGAAAAAUAAUUUUAUCUCGUGCACAUUAUCCAACUAAAAUGAAAUAUUAUCCCGACUUAGAUGGAAUUGAU
This is a messenger RNA of Apis cerana (Asiatic honeybee), 1301 nucleotides long. RefSeq names its product isoaspartyl peptidase/L-asparaginase. NCBI's taxonomy places the organism in Eukaryota, Metazoa, Arthropoda, Insecta, Hymenoptera, Apidae. Gene Ontology annotation, molecular function: asparaginase activity. Gene Ontology annotation, cellular component: cytoplasm. The record is from RefSeq and is a predicted model, not a curated record.